This is a messenger RNA of Ilex paraguariensis (yerba mate), 1410 nucleotides long. The record is from the annotation of a GenBank genome assembly. NCBI's taxonomy places the organism in Eukaryota, Viridiplantae, Streptophyta, Magnoliopsida, Aquifoliales, Aquifoliaceae.
AUGUCCAUCGUUAUGGCCAAGACAAUAUCCCAUGGACAGACUGCUUAUUCACAAGCAGCAACUGUGGUUGAACAGACAAUUGGCUCAAUCAGAACUAUUGCAUCAUUUACAGGGGAGAUGGAAGCUAUUACUAAAUAUGACAAGUCCCUCAAUAAAGCUUACAAAUCAGGGGUGCGAGAGGGCUUGGCUGCUGGAUUGGGUUAUGGCGUAUUCAUCUGUGUUAUUUUCUGCAGUUAUGCUUUGGCUGUAUGUUCUUUGGGGCAGGCAUCUUCAUGCCUGAGGGCAUUUGCUGCUGGACGAGUUGCUGGUUUUAAAUUGAUUCAGAUAAUCAAUAGGAAGCCAGAAAUAGAUCCUUAUGACACCACUGGAAGAAAAUUGGACGAUUUUCAUGGUGACAUUGAACUAAAAGAUGAACCCGUGAAUAUCGCCUAUGGGAAGGAUGGUGCAACAGUUGAAGAAAUACGAGCUGCUGCAGACCUUGCCAAUGCCGCCAAGUUCAUAGAUAAACUGCCUCAGGGACUGGACACAAUGGUGGGCGAACAUGGGACUCAGCUUGAGUUACUACAAGAUCCUGAAGGGGCAUAUUCCCAGCUUAUAAGGUUGCAAGUACUCAACAAAGAAUCAGAACAACUUGCUAUAGAUGAUGAUGACAGAUCACAGGUCACUUUGGAUUCUACAAGACAUCCCAUCGCAGUCAAUUUCGUGAAAACAUCGCUUGCAGAAUCUACGUCUUUAGGCAUAGCACCAUCACAAAUGGCCCCAGAAAUCCCACUUUGCCGCUUGGCCUACUUUACCAAGCCAGAGAUCCCAAUUUUACUAUUAGGUUCUAUAGCUGCCAUGGUCAGUGGUGUAAUACUGCCAAUUUAUGCAGUCAUUUUUUCCAGCAUAAUCAAGACCUUCUAUGAACCAGCUCAUAAGCUUCGGAAGGAUUCAGAUUUCUGGGCAUCAAUGUGUGUAGUUCUUGGUGUGGUAUCCUCACUGGCGACCCCAUUAAGAACUUACUUUUUUGCUGUGGCUGGAUGUAAAUUGAUAAAGCGGAUGCGAUUAAUGUGUUUUGAGACACUAGUUCACAUGGAGAUAGGCUGGUUUGACAAAACUGAGAACUCAGUUGGUGCAAUCACUGCGAGGCUUUCUGCAGAUGCAACAUCUGUGCGGAGUUUGACUGGGGACACACUUGCUUUGCUCGUUCACAAUUCUACAACUGCUAUUGCUGGCUUAGUUAUUAGUUUCCAAGCAAGCUGGCAAUUGGCUCCUAUAAUUCUUGUCAUGCUACCUCUACUAGGAAUGAGUAGAUUUUUUCACACGAAGUUCUUAAGUGGGUUUAGUGAGGAAGCAGAGGUUAGCUCCAAACCUUUUCUCAUGAAAAAGAACCAAAAAAAAAAAAAAAAAAGGAAAAGUGAGAGAAAAUAG